CACACACUACAUAGCAACAUGGAAGACCAAAAGAUGAUGCAUGAGCUUAUUAAUGGGUUGAAUGGGCACUUGUUGGGAAUAAAAGAGUUGACUCGAAAAUCUCAAGAGGCUAAGAAGUUUGCCUAUUGCCCAUACAGCAAGUUUCGAGUCGGGGCAGCACUGCUGACACAUGACGGGACGGUUUUCACAGGGUGUAACGUGGAAAACGCAUGCUUCAACCUGGGAAUCUGUGCUGAGAGAGUUGCCAUUUCCAAAGCUGUAUCUGAGGGCUACAGGGAUUUCAAAGCCAUUGCUAUUGCGAGUGAUAUGUGUGAGAACUUUAUUUCCCCCUGUGGAGGAUGCCGGCAGUUCAUGAGAGAGUUUGGUUCUAACUGGGAAGUGUAUUUGUCCAAACCUGACGGUUCCUAUGUUGAGAUGACGGUUGAGGAACUUCUGCCUGCAUCUUUCGGACCAGAGGACUUAAAAAUGAAGAAAGCGAACAUUCGGAAUGAGUUCUGAAGAGGAGAUUCUAGAGGAGAUCGCAUAUGUUGAAGCCAGAAUUUUUACCAGCCCUCCUGUGACUGUUUUUCUUGUUUAAAUAUUUCCCAAAUGAUGUUGAACAGAUUGAGGAGUUUUUCACAGUAUUUCCUAUAAUAUUUUUUUCUUCUGGAGAAAGUCUGAUUUGUUUUAUUUUGGCUAGAAUAAAAGCAGUUUUUCAUUUUUAAAAUCAUUUUAAGGUCAAUAAUACUAGCCCCCUUAAGCAGUGUUUUUUCCUCAACCUUUUUUUUUUGCCUUGAGACCUCCUUUUAUUAUGUAUUAAAAAAAAAAAAUUCUCUCCGUUAAACAGAAAUUGAGGAAAGAAAUAUACAGGGGGUUAAUAAUUCUGACUUCUCAACUGUACAGGAGAGCUUUGCUGUGUAUAUAGUACAUUAUGAAACAUUGUGUUUAAAGGGAAAAUUUAAAUGAAAACUACCUCAUCAUUUAUUCUCCCUCAUAGGGUUUUAAUCCUUUAUGAGUUUCUGUCUUCUGUUGAACACAUUAGAUGACAUUUGAAAGAAUGCAAGUUGAUGGAACCCCUCGACUUCCAUAGUAAUUUAGAUUUUUCCUACUAUGGAAGUCAAUGGGCUUUCAGCAUUCUUCAAAGUAUCUUCUUUUGUUUUCAAGAAACUCAAACAGGUUUGAAACAAGUGAAGAGGGAGUAAAUGAUGACAGUGUUUCCAUCAUAAACUAUCCCUUUAACAGUGCUGAAUGUUAACUAAUUUAUAUACUCUUUAAAUGUAUGUAAAGAUUGUAAUUAUUCUUAUUUUUGAAUAAACACCAAAAUAUGAGUGAA
Danio rerio (zebrafish) is the source of this 1312-nucleotide messenger RNA. It is a transcript of the gene cdab, whose product is annotated as cytidine deaminase b. Gene Ontology annotation, biological process: pyrimidine ribonucleotide metabolic process; pyrimidine ribonucleoside monophosphate metabolic process. The record is from RefSeq and is marked provisional. NCBI's taxonomy places the organism in Eukaryota, Metazoa, Chordata, Actinopteri, Cypriniformes, Danionidae. Gene Ontology annotation, molecular function: zinc ion binding; cytidine deaminase activity; identical protein binding. Gene Ontology annotation, cellular component: cytoplasm.